AUGGGCUCUAAGGAUCAAAAGAGAGCAGCUCUACAUGAAAAGUUGCAUCAACUUCGCUCUGUGACCAACUCCAGUGCUGUGAACAAGGCAUCAAUUCUCGUAGACGCGUCUAAGUAUAUAGAGGAUCUGAAGGAAAAAGUGGAAAGACUGCACCAAGAUGUUUCUACUUCAAAAAAUUCAUUACCAAAGGUUACUGUGGAAACCCUAGAAAAGGGCUUCCUUAUUAAUGUGUUUUCAGAAAAGAAUUGUCCAGGUUUGCUUGUCUCAAUACUUGAAGCAUUUGAGGAGUUGGGCCUUGAGGUGCUUGAUGCUAGGGUUUCCUGUUCGGAGAGUUUUCGUCUAGAAGCAAUAGGAGGCGAAAAUGAAGGACAAGUUGAUAGUAUAAAUGCUCAUGUGGUAAAACAGGCAGUUUUGCAAGCAAUCAGGAACUGGGUUGACAGUAGUGAGCAAGAUUAA
Messenger RNA from Ilex paraguariensis (yerba mate), 456 nucleotides. The record is from the annotation of a GenBank genome assembly. NCBI's taxonomy places the organism in Eukaryota, Viridiplantae, Streptophyta, Magnoliopsida, Aquifoliales, Aquifoliaceae.